AUGGCGCGUUCAACGAACCCUGUGGCGAACCCUCGAGCCAUUGUCUCCAGCUCCGACUAUCGUUUUACCGUCCUUACAGACAGUCUCAUCAGAUACGAAUGGGCACCCGAUGGCCAGUUCAAAGACAGGGCUUCCACCUUUGCCAUCAACCGUAAUUUUUCUGUUCCCCGAUUCCGUCUUCUUGAUGGCGAUGAUCUCCAUAUUAUCACCAAGCACUUCCAUCUGAGCUACAAUAAGCAGUGGUUCACACUGGGAGGAUUACUCAUCCACUUGAACUCCAACCACACAGAAUGGGGCGCCCCAUGGCAGUAUGGAGUCUCUGAAGACCUCAACCUGGGAGGCACAGCCUGA
This is a messenger RNA of Aspergillus glaucus CBS 516.65, 351 nucleotides long. RefSeq lists its product as uncharacterized. The coding region runs from base 1 to 351 and encodes 116 amino acids. NCBI's taxonomy places the organism in Eukaryota, Fungi, Ascomycota, Eurotiomycetes, Eurotiales, Aspergillaceae. The transcript has a single exon. The record is from RefSeq and is a predicted model, not a curated record.